UAAAUAUACGUUUCUACGUUUCUUUUUGUGCUUCGUGGUUUUUUUGUUGUUGUAAAAAGAAAAUAGACUAACGACUAAAACAAGUUGUUUAUUAUUAAUUUGUAUAAUUUUUGUAAAAUAAAUUCUAAUAAUGACUGCCACUCAGCAGAAAACAAAAUGUAUAACUUUGAAGGGUUCUGCUGAAUUAGUGAAGCAAUAUUUAACCUACGGAAUUAACAGCAUACUCUAUCAACGUGGAAUUUAUCCUCCUGAAACUUUUGAACCAUUGGAACGUUUCGGUAUAUUCUUUCUAAUGUCAGUUGAUGAGAAAAUAAAAACUUUCUUAGAAACUGUUCUUGGUCAAGUUCAAGAGUGGUUGGAGAAGAGAAAAAUUCAUAAAAUUGCAUUGGUCAUUACGAAUGUUAAUACAAAAGAAGUUUUAGAAAAAUGGGAAUUUAAAGUGGAAUAUGAAAAUGAAGUACCAAAUGGUUCUGACAAUAAUGGAGAAGGUGGGAAAUUACCUGCAAUUGGAACCAAAGACAUAGCUACAAUUCAAAAAGAAAUUCGAGAAGUUAUUCGUCAAAUUACCGGGACAGUAAGUUUUCUUCCCUUAUUGGAUUGUCCAUGCUCCUUUGAUAUUUUAACUUACACUGUUGCGGACUGUGGAAUUCCAAAAGAAUGGGAUGAAACUCAACCUGCCUUUAUUGCAAACAGUCAAGAAGUUCAACUGAGAACAUUUUCCACGUCUAUUCAUAAAAUGGAAACAAUUGUCAGUUAUAAAAGUUGUUAAAUAGUUGAAAGUGAUACAAUUCUUUUUUUUUUUUUUUUUCAUUUGGGAAACAUUCGAAUAACCAAUUGUACAUAUAAACUUGUGUUUGAAACCUAUCAUGUGAGAUGCAACAAUUUUUUUUUAGUAUUUAUUGAAUAAUUUGAACAGUCUGUAAACUAAAUGAAAUGAAUUACAUUUUUUUGACAAAAAAAAGAACUUUUUUCUUCUUAAGUCAAGUUAUAUUAGAGACAUGCCAAAUAUUCUAAGAAUUGAGAUUGUAAAGACUGUUUAAGUAAAUAAAGAACCAUUUUUAUCUUUUUUAAACAAA
Messenger RNA from Leptopilina heterotoma, 1076 nucleotides. It is a transcript of the gene mad2, whose product is annotated as mitotic spindle assembly checkpoint protein MAD2A. Gene Ontology annotation, biological process: mitotic spindle assembly checkpoint signaling. NCBI's taxonomy places the organism in Eukaryota, Metazoa, Arthropoda, Insecta, Hymenoptera, Figitidae. Bases 131 to 769 code for a protein of 212 amino acids. The transcript has 3 exons. The record is from RefSeq and is a predicted model, not a curated record. Gene Ontology annotation, cellular component: nucleoplasm; kinetochore; cytoplasm.